Messenger RNA from Salvia miltiorrhiza (redroot sage), 2326 nucleotides. RefSeq names its product beta-galactosidase 16-like. Gene Ontology annotation, biological process: carbohydrate metabolic process. Bases 75 to 2198 code for a protein of 707 amino acids. Gene Ontology annotation, cellular component: vacuole; cell wall. NCBI's taxonomy places the organism in Eukaryota, Viridiplantae, Streptophyta, Magnoliopsida, Lamiales, Lamiaceae. The transcript has 18 exons. Gene Ontology annotation, molecular function: beta-galactosidase activity. The record is from RefSeq and is a predicted model, not a curated record.
UAAUUAAUGCUAGAUUUCCCGCAUGCUUCAAUUUUGAGUUGAUGUGUUUCCGUAUGCUAUAAUUAACCAAGUUAAUGGCGCAGUUGAUGCAUAAUCUGCGAGAGAGAGAGAUGGUGGGGUGGGUGUUGGUGUUGUGGUUGGGCAUGGCGGUGGUAGCUGCCGCCGCACUUGGUGGCCAAGUCAGGUAUGAUGGAAGGUCGAUAAUCGUUGAUGGCCACCGGAAGCUUAUCUUCUCUGGUUCUAUUCAUUAUCCUCGAAGCACGCCUCAUAUGUGGCCAUCUUUGAUAUCAAAAGCCAAACAGGGAGGACUUCAUGCCAUUGAUACCUAUGUAUUUUGGAAUCUUCACGAGCCCCAACAAGGACAGUAUUAUUUCAGUGGAAGACGCGAUAUAGUAAGAUUUAUGAAGGAAGUACAUUCUCAAGGCCUCUAUGUUUGUCUUAGAAUAGGGCCCUUUAUAGAGGCCGAAUGGUCUUACGGAGGCCUUCCAUUUUGGCUCCAUGACGUUCCCGGCAUUGUUUUUCGAUCCGAUAACGAACCGUUUAAGAUUCACAUGCAAAAUUUUACGACGAAAAUAGUGAAUAUGAUGAAGUCUGAGAAAUUAUUUGCCUCGCAAGGAGGACCCAUUAUACUUUCUCAGAUCGAGAACGAAUAUCAAAAUGUGGAAAAGGGCUUUGGCGAUAAAGGGCCGCCUUAUGUCCGCUGGGCUGCGGAGAUGGCCGUGGGCCUAAAAACUGGCGUGCCAUGGGUGAUGUGCAAGCAAGAUGAUGCUCCAGAUCCCGUGAUUAAUGCCUGUAACGGGUUGAGGUGUGGAGAGACAUUCGUAGGACCAAAUUCACCAAAUAAGCCAGCCAUUUGGACAGAAAACUGGACACAUUUCUAUGACGUUUACGGCAACAUCACCAAAGUGAGAGCGGCUGAGGACAUCGCGUACCACGUUGCUCUAUUUAUAGCCAAAAUGAACGGGGCCUACAUAAAUUAUUACAUGUACCACGGUGGAACCAAUUUUGGAAGGAAUGCUUCUGCAUUUUCUCUAACUAGUUACUACGAUCCAGCUCCACUAGACGAAUAUGGUUUGAUCAGACAACCAAAAUGGGGUCAUUUGAAAGAGUUGCAUGAAGCAAUUGAUCGGUGUUCAAACACCCUACUAUAUGGAACUAAAACUAAUCUCUCUUUGGGCCCAUGGCAACAAGCCUAUGUAUACAAGGGAGAAAGAAACGAAUGUGCGGCAUUUCUUGUGAACGCAAAUGGUGCAAACGCAGCAGCCGUCCGAUUUCAAAAUCAGACGUACAAUAUUCCUCGAAAGUCGAUUAGCAUAUUACCAGAUUGCAAAACAGAGGCAUUCAACACAGCAAAGGUGAGCAGUAAAGAGAGUAGAAGAAAAAUGGCGGCGGCUGUGGAGUUGGCCUCAGUAGAGAUGUGGCAAGAAUUGGAUGAAGUUGUUGCAGUGUUUGAUGAAACCUCGUUGAGAUCAAAUAGGUUGCUAGAGCAGAUGAACACCACCAAAGACACAUCUGAUUAUCUCUGGUACACUGCUAGUUAUGAGCAAUCCGAGGAGUCGCAGUCUACUAAGAUAAGUGUAAAUUCUGGCGGUCAUGUGUUGCGCGCAUUCGUGAAUGGUGAAUUUAUUGGCUCCGAACAUGGGACUUACAGAAAUCAAAGUUUGGUUUUGGAGAAAAAUGUUUCUUUGAAAAGAGGAAUGAACAACAUCUCAUUGUUAAGCAUAAUGGUUGGAUUACCGGAUUCGGGGGCGCAUAUGGAGCUCAGAACAUCUGGUUUGGAGAAGGUGAGGAUCGGAGAAACAGACUUAUCCAACCAUCCAUGGGGAUAUCAGGUGGGAUUAAAGGGGGAAAAGAUGCAACUUUACACAGAAGAGGGUUCAAGAAAAGCAAAAUGGAGAAAAUUGAGCUUAGCUUCUCGACUUAAAUGGUACAAGUCCAAAUUUGAUGCACCCAAAGGCAAUGAUCCUGUUGCACUAAAUCUGGCAUCAAUGGGGAAAGGGGAAGCAUGGAUCAACGGUGAAAGCAUCGGUCGAUAUUGGAUCUCAUUUCUCACCCCUCUAGCCACUCCUUCACAAAUACAGUUUCACAUACCUAGGUCAUUCUUGAAGCCUAGAGAUAACUUGUUAGUGUUGUUUGAAGAAGAAUGGGGUAGUCCUCUCGGCAUAUCAGUAGAUACUGUUUCUGUAACAAUGGCAUAAUUUGUAAACUAUUUUUGCCUUAAGCAUAAUGAGUAAAAUUAAUUGUGGAGAGUAAAUUAACUUUUUUUUUUCAUUUGUUUUUUGUUUGUGUUUUCACAUGGGAAGUCUACUCUAUAGAAAUGGCAAGU